Messenger RNA from Cephus cinctus (wheat stem sawfly), 4190 nucleotides. RefSeq names its product huntingtin-interacting protein 1 (gene Hip1). Gene Ontology annotation, molecular function: actin filament binding; phosphatidylinositol-3,4-bisphosphate binding; clathrin-cargo adaptor activity. NCBI's taxonomy places the organism in Eukaryota, Metazoa, Arthropoda, Insecta, Hymenoptera, Cephidae. The transcript is spliced from 19 exons. Gene Ontology annotation, cellular component: actin cortical patch; clathrin-coated vesicle. Bases 711 to 3587 code for a protein of 958 amino acids. Gene Ontology annotation, biological process: clathrin coat assembly; actin filament organization; endocytosis. The record is from RefSeq and is a predicted model, not a curated record.
UUCCCGAGCGGGGAAUCGUUGCGUUAAUUGACAUUCCCGGGAAAGGUGUGUCGUUACUCAGUUAUUAAUGUAAUAACUCCGAUCCGUAGAAAGUCACUCGCUCUAGUUGCUCCCCCGCUAUUACGUACUUCUACAUAAUACUUGAAUAAACUGUCACAUAACAACUCUCGCUGUUGGCUCUACUGCUCGAUCUAACUGCAAAGUUAUCUUUACGCACGAUUCGGCGGCUGUGUAUGUGGGUGGGACUACUGAUUAUUUUCGUCCUCUUUACAAAGUAUGCUUGUCAUUUCCGACGUGUUUAACAAAAUUUAAAAGUCGUUCCAAUUACAGUGUUAAUUUCGAAACCUUUUUUCCCGUGGAACUAUUGCUAUUGUCUCUUACUAUUUCAACCGGGCGUUUGCGUACGCAUUCAUGGACGUACGUGCAACCGUUCACAUAUUCCUAACGACUUGUUGGAACAAGAAUAAUAUUUGUCCUGGGAAAAAAUCAUAGUGUGCUACUAUUGCUUGUGUGAUAUUUUACGGAGAUGGCCUCACUGUCUCUGCCCCGUGUAUUGCAGCAGAGAAAAACCAGCCUUGAUUUGGAACGUGAACACUUUGAGAAGUUCCAGCUUUACAGAUAGUGCAUGCAGGAGACAUUUCACUAGAAGAAUAAACUCUAACGUAUUCCAAAUAAUUCUUUGUAUUACAAUCGUUUACACUCUGCUAACAAUGCCACCUGUACUACUUGUCGACAAGCAGCUUCAACAGCUGGGCAUAAGCAUUAGGAAAGCAGUAAAUCCUACAGAGGAACCUGUUAAAGAAAAACAUGUGCGCAGUACAAUUAUCGGCACAUUUCAAGAAAAAAGCGGAGCAACCUUUUGGAUGUUCGUGUUGCGCCAGCCAUUGGAAGAAAAUCGUAUAGUAGCAUGGAAAUUCUGUCAUGUUUUACACAAGGUUCUUCGCGAAGGCCAUCCCCGAGUAAUUCCCGAUUCUCAAAGACAUCGCGGUAGACUGGAGGACUUGGGGAAAUUAUGGCAGCAUCUACGAGAGGGAUAUGGUCGCCUGAUACAGCUCUAUGUGCGAUUGCUCAUUACCAAAUUAGAUUUUCACAAACGCAAUCCUCGCUUACCUGGGAACUUGCAAGCCACACCAGAGGAACUUGAAGCUAUUGGAGAAAAUGAUAUUAAUGUGUACUUUCAGAUGUCCGUAGAGAUGUUUGAUUAUAUGGAUGAUAUCUUAAAUUUACAACGAGCAGUUUUUGGCUCUUUGGGUAUGUCUCGUUCAAACUCGAUGACCUCCUGUGGACAAUGCCGGCUUGCACCGUUAAUACCAUGCAUUCAGGAUGCUUCCCAACUGUACGAUUACUGUGUCAAAAUUCUUUUCAAGCUUCACGGUGCUCUACCCGCCGAUACCCUCGCAGGCCAUCGUGAUCGAUUCUCCAAACAAUUUCAGGAAUUGAAAAGCUUCUACAACACGAUCACGCAUAUGCAAUAUUUUAAAAGUCUGAUAACUAUUCCAUCGUUACCUGAGAAACCGCCAAACUUUUUGAUACAAGCUGAAUUGCGAACUUAUGUUACUCCCGUUGUGGUUUUACCGCCAGAGGAACCAAUGGAUAACGAAGCUGCAGUUGAUAGUCUUAUUGACACUUCGGAUAUUAUUUCACUACCUGGUGAUCAAUUAGAUUCUGCCAGAAAUGGUUCAAUUUCUCCUGAUGUAUUGGCAGAGAGAGACAGUUUGAUUGAACAUUUGCACCAGGAAAAUGGCAGGCAGCGUGAGGAAUUACAUCACUUGCUUACCGAUCAUCAAAAAAUUGUUGAGCAGCUUCGUAAUCGUAUUUUGGAACUCGAAGCUGCACUUACGAACAAGGGAAGUGAAAUCGUACAUGAAAAACAGCUGAAUCAAGAGCUGCUGAAGCAUAAAACCGAGUUAUUGGGGAAAUUCCAUGAGAUUCAAGGAAAAAAUAAAACCGUGGAAGAGAAGUUUCAAAAGCUUAAAGAAGUUUAUUCGAAGCUACGCGAAGAACAUAUAAAUCUGAUUAGAAAGAAAGCAGAUGUGGAUAAACAAUUGGGCGGAAUGAAAAUUGUCCAAGAGCAAUCAGAAAGACGUACCCAGGAAGCCGAGCAACGUCUCCAGGAACUGGUUCAAGGUCAAGCGACGGUAGAGCAAGAAGCUCAACGUGUAGCACAAGCACGUGCGGAUUUGGAUGACGUCAGGAAGCAAUAUGAUGCAGCUAAAACUGAAAAUUUGGCGCUGAUUGCAAAAAUCGAUUUUAUAGUAUCCGAAAAGGCAGUAGUAGAAGGUGAUUUGCAUGAUUUACUUGCACAAAAAGAAGAGUUGGAUACAAGAAUAGAAGAGUUACGUGUCGAAUCCGAAAGAUCAAGAAAUCAAUUGAAAACUGAUACAGAAGCGGCUCUCUACGAAUUACUGCUAAAUUGCAUCUCCGAGGCCGAGAGUAUUUUACAAAAUGCAAUACACGCCAUCGACAAUCCUGCGAUAUCUGCUGUCACGUGUACUCCAGAUUAUUUACGUAGCCAAGUCGAACCCACUGUUCAAGCCUUAGAAUUCUUGGAUACCACAUAUGCAAAUUACGUCACUGAUACCACUCAAAGGGGACCACUGAUUCGCAGUAUCAUUCACGCAGCGUAUAUUCUUGGCGUCUACUUGAUACAUGCUAAAUCUACAUCGAAUGCAUCUACAGAUAUCGCGCUUGGUGACAGACUGGCAGACGAAUGCAAGCAGGCUGGUUCCCAGGGAUUAAUGUUGUUGAGCUACAUCAAAGAGAAAUCACAAAGUGCUCACGAUCAGCUUGUGAUCGUAAAAGAUCACAUUACAAAGAUCACAUCCCUAGCAGAUUCCUUGUCCAAUACACAGGGAAAUGCAGAAGUAAUCGGCGACCUGGUUGAGAAUGAACUUUUGAGUAUGGAUAAAGCCAUAGAAGAGGCAGCCAAUAGAAUACAGGAAAUGUUGACUAAAUCCCGAGCUGCGGAUUCCGGACUGAAAUUAGAGGUGAACGGUAAAAUUUUGGAUUCUUGUACGGAUCUGAUGAAAUGCAUACGGAUUCUCGUGAAAAAAUCUCGACUGUUACAGUCUGAGAUUGUGGCCCAAGGAAAGGGCACAGUCUCCGCUACGGAAUUUUACAAGAGAAACCACCAAUGGUCCGAAGGCUUAAUAUCUGCUGCGAAGGCGAUAGCAAUGGGAGCAAACUUUUUAUUAGAGGCAGCCGACAAAGUAGUAUCAGGAAAUGGCAAGUUCGAGCAACUUGUCGUCGCAUCACAAGGAAUUGCAGCAUCCACUGCACAAUUGGUAGUUGCCAGUCGGGUCAAGGCUGAGAGAAAUAGCAAUAAUUUGGCUGCACUUUCCGAAGCUUCCAGAGAAGUUACGCAGGCGACGGGUAGCGUUGUUGCCACUGCUAAGAGUUGUAGUCAACUUGUUGAGGAUAACGAGGACUUGGAUAUGUCUGGGCUUAGUUUGCACCAAGCAAAGAGAUUGGAAAUGGAAGCCCAAGUUCGUGUAUUGGAACUUGAGCAAGCAUUAGAAACUGAACGAUUACGUUUAUCAGCGUUGCGUCGUCGUCAUUAUCAGAUGGCUGAUGAGAGCCAAGGUUAAGUAAUUAGAUAAAUAAUAUAACGACAGUAGUCUAGCAACGAUUUACAAGAAAAAUGAUACUGGCAAAUUAAUGAAACUACUAUAUAAUAUUUAGUAUUUAGUUUGCUUUUAUGUAUAUGCCCUCUAUCAGGGACAAAACGUUUUUAAUAUUUACAGAGAUAUACAUCAAUUCUCUCUACUUUCUUGCUCUCAUGCAUGCUUUAAAGAAAUGCAAGACAUUUUUAACGAACGACGUUCUCAGACCUGUAGAUACACAAAGUGGGUCAAUUCGCAUGAACGUGUGGCAAAGUCACAAAAUCAAAACUAUAUAAUGCAUGAAAGACCGCGCGUGUCGUUAAGCGAGUUUGUUAAAUUGUCAAAAAAAGAAUGAAGUAGAAAAUGUAGGGUUCUUGGAUAAAGAAAGGAAAAAGAAAUGAAUGUAAUAUCCGAUGUCUUCUUACCUUGAGAUUCGUCAUGACGAGACGUGCGGUGCUAUUCGCGGAAUCGUUUUAAUUAAGAUAAAUCAUUAUAUUGUUAAGCAAUUUGUAACGUGUAAAACGAGACUUAUUUUAUAUACUGAUACAUGUAAUAUUUAUUCAUUAUAAUUACGUCGUUCAGCUUGAA